UCAUAAAAUAAAAGAGUUUUUUAAAAAAUGGACUAUUCAAAAUUGAGGGUUAACACCAAAGUUAAGAACGAGAGCUUAGAGUUGGAUGAGCCAGCAAGUCCAACUACUGAAUACUUUUUGAGUGAGGUGGUAACACUCUACGUUCUUGGUUUUAUGGAGUUGGAAAUUCCUGUUGAUUUUUUAACUAUCUUUGAUUUCAUCAAGGAUGUCUUCGCUAAAGCUCAUCCCCGUUUUUAUUCUAUUGUGAUUCGAGAAAAAGACCCAGGACAACUACGGAAAAAACAAUCGACAGCAACGAUAUUUAUCAACGUUAGGAGUAUGAAGGGAAAUUUUAACGCAGAAGAGAUGCGCAAAGGAAAGUUAUUUGGAAAUAGAAUUACAAAUAUUGAAGUACCAUUCCCACAUUUGGAGGAUAUUGAUCUUAUAAAGCCACUCCAAUUUAUCAAGAAAGCACACAAUAUUAUCAAAAGGAAGAGGAAUGGUGCACUUGGUCUCCAUCUCAUGGCUGGCCUGCUUGAGGUUAUAAGGACAAUUGGAGGCCUAAAGGCUGCUGCACGAACACUUGAACGAAGAUGGAAGAAUUGUAGCUUUGCAAUCACGAAUAUGAUUGGGCCAACUGACCAAGUUAGUUUUGGAAACCACCCUAUCAAUGGCUUUUACUUCGUACCAACUGGAAUUAAUAUGAGUUUAAUAGUGUCCGUGCUGACCUAUAUGGAUAAUAUAAGACUUGGUUUUGUUGUUGAGAAUCGCUUCAUUGAUCCCCACAAGUUUAUGCCGUGUGUUGAAAAGGCGUUCCAAUUAAUUUUCGAAGCUGCAACAACUACUUCAAAAUUAUAAAUAUGUUUUAUAUAUUUAAGUAUAUAUAGAAAAUUCUUCUCUACUCUAUUUAAUUUUUAAUAUUUUCUUUAUUGUACUCAAUUGGUUUUGAGUUUUUCAUGCUACCCACCAAUAAUAUAUAUGAACGGGUUCAUAAAUAAUUCAUAAGGAGAAAGUUUGUGUAUAAGUAAAGCUUGUAUAAGUAAUA
Chenopodium quinoa (quinoa) is the source of this 1024-nucleotide messenger RNA. RefSeq names its product O-acyltransferase WSD1-like. Gene Ontology annotation, molecular function: long-chain-alcohol O-fatty-acyltransferase activity; diacylglycerol O-acyltransferase activity. NCBI's taxonomy places the organism in Eukaryota, Viridiplantae, Streptophyta, Magnoliopsida, Caryophyllales, Amaranthaceae. The transcript has 4 exons. Gene Ontology annotation, cellular component: plasma membrane. Gene Ontology annotation, biological process: triglyceride biosynthetic process. The coding region runs from base 28 to 837 and encodes 269 amino acids. The record is from RefSeq and is a predicted model, not a curated record.